Molecule: messenger RNA, 3477 nt
Organism: Sinocyclocheilus rhinocerous
Lineage: Eukaryota; Metazoa; Chordata; Actinopteri; Cypriniformes; Cyprinidae
Product: tumor necrosis factor receptor superfamily member 21-like
Exons: 6
Coding region: 405-2366 (653 amino acids)
Biological process (GO): oligodendrocyte apoptotic process; adaptive immune response; neuron apoptotic process
Cellular component (GO): plasma membrane
Molecular function (GO): protein binding
Source: RefSeq, a predicted model, not a curated record
UAUCUUCCCGGAAACGGUCUCGUAUCAGGCCUGUGAUACGGCGUGCGGCGCAGACAAGCAGCCAGUGGCGGGUUUCGGUCGUGACGUGUGUCGCUAGUACCCGCCCAUCAUCCGCAGCCCGUCUUUGCGGCACAGGGAAUCCGUAACCUGGACAAACAGCAGCCAGACUUCAGUCCACAGAUCCAUCCAUCAUCGCUAUGGGAAUUAUAGCGUUCUUCUUCCAAAUCGAAGCGUUUAUCCCGUACUACUUGAAACCCGUGCACUCCGGGGCACAGACUAUAAAAAGGCGUCAGUGGACGAAAUUUGUACACUGAGGGAAUAAUCCAGCAAAGGGACAAUACCUCACAACAAUGUGGGUGUCCUGUUGAUGCGGAGAUGCUGAUGCUCCACCUAUGAAGUAGCAGAUGUGGACCUGGGCAUAUUUAAACAAGACUGUUUCCACGGGGACAAUGCCUGGGAAAAUGUCUAUGACUUGGUCGCUGAUAAUGCUGCUGAUCACUGCGGUCAGUGACGUCUUAACCCACACACUGACCCCCAGCCCGACCACAGAGAAGCCCUUGUCUCCUCGACACUACCAUCACAUCGACCCCACCACUGGUAACAAGCUGGUGUGCGACAAGUGUCCGGCGGGCACCUACGUGUCCUCCCACUGCACAGAGGCCAGUGUACGGGAAUGCAGCCCCUGUCCAGACGGCACCUUCACCCGGGGUGAGAACGGUGUUCAGCAGUGCCACCGCUGUCAGAGACGCUGCCAAGCCCCAUUUGUCGAGAAAACUCCCUGCACGUCCACCACCGAUCGGUUGUGCAUGUGUCCGCCAGGCAGCUUCUCCCAGGGUGGAAAGUGUCAACGGUACACAUUAUGUCCACCGGGGUGGGGCGUCCGAAAGCGAGGGAGUGAGACAGAGGAUGUGCGCUGCCGGUCAUGUCAGCGUGGCACCUUCUCUGAUGUGGCAUCAGAUGUUCUGAGGUGCCGAUCUCACACAGUUUGCUCGUCUCUGGGCUUAACACUGCUGAUCAAAGGCACAGAAGAGACAGAUAGUGUGUGUGGGCCAACUCCAGCCAGUUCGGUCUAUGUCCUACUUGGAGAGGCCUCCGUUUCCACGGUUUCCAGCACUGAGUCAGCAUACAGAGCAAGCACUGCAGUUUCACCAGCUGCAGAGAUUCAGGAUGUAGCAGGGCCGGUCCUCAGUAGCACAGAUGCGGCCCUCAACGCUGAUGACAUUCCCACAACCACAUCUUCCUCCAAGUCUAGUGAUGAGGAUGGCGGACUCUUAAUCGCUGCAACUCAGGACUUCCCUAAAUUGCAAAACAAGCUUUCCUUAUCACGAGACCCCCAGCUUGCCAACCAACAGGCCAUGGAAACUCUGUCUGAGGGCAAGGCUCAAGGUUUGGGCUACCGGCCCAUCCGCAGGGGUGCGCCGAGGCCUAGCACGCACAAGCACUUUGACAUCAAUGAGCACCUGCCUUGGAUGAUAGUCCUGCUGCUUCUACUGGUGCUGGUAGUGAUCGUGGUGUGCAGCGUAAAGCGCAGUUCGCGGGUGCUGAAGAAGGGUCCCAGACAGGAUCCCAGCAGCAUCAUGGAGAAAGCCAUCCACAAGAAGCCCAGCUCUCCAGCGCAGACCAAGGAGAGGUGGAUCUACUACUCAAAUGGACAGGGUGUUGACAUCCUGAAGCUUGUGGCAGCACAGAUUGGCAGUCAGUGGAUUGACAUGUAUAAGUCUCUGGCCAGUGCCAGCGAGCGAGAGGUGGCCGCCUUUUCCAAGGGCUACUCAGCUGAUCACGAGAGGGCAUACGCUGCACUGCAGCACUGGACCAUACGUGACAGUGACGCCAACCUGGCAAAGCUGAUCAAUGCCCUUCACCGCCAACGCCGCAUUGACGUGGUGGACAAGAUACGUAGUGUCAUGGAAGACAAUCCUCAGGUUGACCUGAACAAACUACUGACGGCUGUGAAUGUAAGCCAUUGUCUGAGCCCCAGCCAUAAGCCUUUCGAGUCGCCCGGUGUGGUGGUGGAGCAGUCCCCCAUGGAGCGCACCAAAGGAUUCUUCACCGACGAAUCAGAGCCACUGCUGCGCUGUGACUCCACUUCCAGCAAGGACUCUGCCCUCAGCCGGACAGGCUCUUUCAUAACCAAAGAGAAAAAGGACACAGUGCUGCGGCAGGUGCGUCUGGACCCCUGUGAACUGCAGCCCAUCUUCGACGAUAUGUUGCACAUUCUCAACCCUGAGGAGCUCCAUGUUAUUGAGGAGAUCCCGAUGGCAGAGGACAAGCUGGACCGCUUGUUCGAGAUUGCAGGAGUGAAAAGUCAAGAAGCAAGCCAGACGCUGCUUGACUCGGUCUACUGCCACUUGCCCGACCUUCUUUAGACCUUUACAACAUCUCACUAUUGUCAGCUACAGAAACAAAGUGACGGACACACAAAUGUGUGCUCACUUUGUUCCAUUGUGUCGUGACAUGCACGUAAUUUUAAAACCUCUGGAAUGCUCAGACGGGAGCUUAUCUGCACAUAAAAACGCAGCUCAUUUCGCUAGAAUUCACAGUGUGGAAGAAGCGUUCUCAUGUUUGUGAGCUCUUGACUGGAUGUCAGUGCUAUAACCUCUCUAACAUACAGCAUAUUCUUGCACACACCUCAGCAUGAUGUCUAACUCAAAGCUAUAUGAUGUAACUUAUGAACUGGUUUGUAAAUUGUUAAUUCAAGCAUUUAGUCCUCUGAUGUUAUGUUAAAAUGUUUUUGUUUUUUUAUUACUACUUACAAAUUAACACAUCCUAAUCAGCAAGAUAUUUUUGUUCCUUAUGUUUGUCUUUUUUAUGUUCUCAAGUAUUACCACUGUAGCUUGUUUAGAUAAUAAUUUUGUGUUUUAUGUGAUUUCAAGGGCACUGAAAACUAUUCUAACUGGUUCUGAUGCAAACCAUGACUGUGGAUUAUGUGCACUCACUACACAACUCUCAAAAUAAACUCCAUUCCCAUGUGCUUUUCCAAUAAAAGAGGACAAAAAACAAGUAUGAUCGCUAAGUAAUUUCACACAGGCUAGAGUACCACCAAAAAAUCUAUUUCACAACAUUUAAAUGUAGCAUUUCAGUGUUGAUAUUGCAGCUGAUGAUAUGUGGUACAGAGAGAAUGUCUCUGUUAAACUCUGUUAAAUCAAGUCACUCUGGUGCUAGAUGUCAAACUAUGGGAUAGUGGUCGAUUUUAUUCCAAUAACAGGGUGUUUAUGGUCAUUUGACCGCUGAACUUUAAAAAAAACAAAAUAAAUGUGGGUCAAGAUGAAAUAGCAGCUUGUAUUGACUCUCCUGGAUCUUAGGAAGAGUGUCAGACGAGCUGUUUGGAAACAAACAAGGACAGAACCAUGGAGCGGAAAGCUAAUAUGUAUUCUAAUGGCUGUUUUAAAGUGUAACACAUGUAACCAAGACAUUUAUUAUUAUUGAUAAUUAUCAUGUAACCUGGGAAAUCAACAGAUUAAAGUUUUUUGUCAUAAA